AUAGUGAGAAAAAAGAGAGGAGAAACUCGCGCAUUCUGAGCGAGAGGGGGGAGGGGAAUCCCGCAGCACCAAUGUCGACGGCGGCGACGGGAGAGAGUGAGGCGACGCGGCGGAAGAAGAAAAAGCCGAAGCACGUGGAGGUGGGGAUGGCUCAGUCGCAAUCUCCCCAUGCCUCCGAACCCCUCCCUACCGCCCCAUUCCUCCAAACCCCAGCCCAAUCCCCCGCUCCCGGAACCCCAAUCCCGCAAGAGAUGGCGGCGGCGGCGGCGAUGAGGAAGGAGAGGAAGAUUUGUAAGGAGAAGAAGGCGGCCUCGCUGCUCCUUCCCCCACAAUAUAAUUUGAAGGAGGGGGAGGCGGAGGCCCGGAUGGCGUCGAUGAAGAAGAAGCAAAGGCGGAAGGAGCGCAAGCACGCGGAGAUUAUGCCGUCCUCCGCCGCUAAAACCCCAAUCUUGCAGCAGGAGGAGAAGGUGACAAAGAAACGGAAGAGGAGGAUGGAGCAGGAGCCAUCCGGCAACUCGCCGUUGCCACUUCACCCCGGCGAUGCCUGUAACUCAUUCCUCCAGUCCCCCGCUCCCGAAAUCCUAACGUUGGCAGAGGCGGCGGCGAUGAUGAGGAAGAGGAAUAUGCAUAAAGAGCAGAAUCUUCCUUUUGCCCCAAAUCCUACCUUAGAGGAGCAAGGGGAGAAGGAGAAGAAGGAGCGCAAGCGUGUGGAGCAGAUUUUGCUAUCUCCUUCUACAUCUGUUGCUGCUGAAACCCCGAUUCAGGAGCAGGAGGUGAAUGUGAUAAAGAAACAGAAAAGGAGGAGGGGCCAGGAACCAUCCGGCAAAUCACAGGAGCCAUUAGACAGUUCGCCAUUGCUACUUCACCCCGGACAUGUCUCUGAGCCCCUACUAGCUGCCUCACUCCUUCAGUCCCCCGCUCCCGAAAUCCUAACAUUGGAAGAGGCCACGGUGAUGAUGAGGAAAAGGAAGAUUCAUAAAGAGCAGAAGGUGGAUGCGCUGCCUUUUGCCCAAAAUCCAACCUUAGAGGAGCAUGGGGAGGAUGCCAUGAUGGCGAAGAAGAAGAAAAAGCGCAAGUGCGUGGAGCAGAUAUUCUCAUCUCCUUCAACAUCUGUUGCUACUGAAACUCCAAUUCAGGAGCAGGAGAUGAAGGUGACCAGGAAACAGAAGCAGAGGAUGGGGCUGGAAGCAUCCAGCAACAUGCCGUUGCCACUUCACCACAGUCAUGUCUCCGAGCACCCACUCGCUGUCCCAUUCCUUCAAGCCGCCGCUCCUGAAAUCCUAACGCUCAAACAGGCGGCAGCGAUGAUGAGAAAAAGGAAUAUGCAUAAAGAGGAGAAGGUGGACGCGCUGCCUUUUGCCCAGAAUCCUACCUUAGAGGAGCAGCGGGAGGAGGCCAUGAUGGUGACAAAAAAGAAAAAGCACAAGCGCGUGGAGCAGAUAUUGUCACCUCCUUCAACAUCUGUUGCUGUAGAAACUACAAUUCAGGAGCAGGAGGUGAAGAAACAGAAGCUGAGGAGAAGGCAGGAGCCAUCCGGCAACUCGCCAUUGCCACUUCACCCGCAACUCGCCAUUGCCACUUCACCCUGGCCAUGCCUCUAAGCCCCUACUCGCUGCGCCAUUCCUUCAGUCGCCCGCUCCCAAAAUUCUUACGUUGGGAGAGGCGGCGGUGGCGGUGACGAUGGGGAAGAGGAAGAUGCGUAAGGAGCAGAAGGUGGAUGCGCUGUCUUUUGCUCAAAAUCCUACACUGGCGGAAGAGCAGGGGGAGGAGGCCAUGACCAUGAUGACUAAAAAGGAGCGCAAGCGUGUAGAGCAGAUACUGUCAUCUCCUACAUCUGUUGCGGCCGAAACCCCAAUCCAGGAGCAGGAGGUGAAGGUGACCAAGAAACAGAAGCAGAGGAGGGGACAUGAACCAUCUGCCAAGUCAACAUUACCACUUGACCGUGGCCAGAGUCGCUGUGUUCAAUCACAUGGAGCCAAAGCUCCACCAAAACAAGAUGGAGAGAAUGAUGGCUGCAAGGGUAUUAAAAAAAGCAAUGGCAAGAAACCCCGUGUCCGUGUCCUCAACAACCGUGAGCUCAUCCAGGAGGCAAGAAAGCAGCCGCAGCCGCUGCCCGAAGGCUUUGUGCCGUUCAGCAAUUUUGUUGCCAGUUGCACAGAGCAGAACGCUGACCAUUCAUCGCCUUGCAGUGCAUUCUUUGACCAGUUUCGCUAUAACCCUGUCUGCGAAGAUCGCAAACCCCCACUUCCCAGAACCCCUGAUCGUCUGACCAGGUUGCCACCUCGAGGUUACUCAUCAUUUGAGUCAUCUCAGCUCGCUGCAAAUGAAGUUUCCAGGCCUGACACCACUCUAGCGUCCAAGACAAAGCAGCAAGAUUCAGGUUCAGGAUCACAAGAGAAAGUUAGUGUAGAAGUAAAGGAAAACCCUGAAAACAAGACGAGGGAGAAGAAGCAAAGGAGACUAUCUGGCAAGUCACGAUUGCCAUUUGACUCCAGCCGGACUUGCUGUGUUCAGCUACAAGGAACCAAAGCUCUACCAGAACAGGACCAAGAAACUGAUGCUCCAAAGGUUAACAAUAUUGAAAAAAGUAACAGCAAGAAGGCCCAUGUCUGUGCUCCCAGCAAAUGCGAACUCUUCAAGGAGAUGACAAAGGAGCAGACGCUGACUGAAGGCUUUUUGGCACCCAAAGAUUUGGUUUCCAAUUGCACUGAGCAGAGUCCCAAUUAUUCAUCGCCUUUUGGUGCAUCCUUUGAUCCGUUCUGCUACAGAUCUGCUCGGCAAGAUCUCAAUCCCCAACCUUCUAGAAGCACUGAUCAUCUACCAUUUGAGUUGUCUGAGCUCACUACGAGUGAAACCUCCAACGCUUUCAAGGCUAACAAUUCUGUGCAGUCCAAGUCAAAGAAGAAAGAUUCAGGUUCAAGCUCCACCUCAGGCUCACAGAAGAAACGAAAUGUAAAAGAAAAGACAACCCCUGAGAAGAAGACGAGGAUCAGGAAACCACGACCAGUGUUUACCACUGCUGAGAAGCGCUCAGACAAAUACCGGCGCGUACCCUUGGACCAGCUGGUACCACCGCCACGCUCUCCUCAUAAUCUCUUGCAGGAGAAGUACGCCUCUGACCCGUGGAAGGUUAUGCUCAUCUGCAUGUUCCUCAACUUAACACAGGGUAUACAGGUCAAGAGGAUGUUGGAGGGCUUCUUUGAACGCUAUCCUGACCCUUGGUCUGCAAUUAACGCUGAUCCUGACAAGAUGGCGGAGUAUCUAUCUCCUCUAGGGUUGCAGCAUGUGAAGACACGCAAUAUCAAGAAAUUGUCCAAGCAGUAUGUUGGAAAUGAAUGGACCCAUAUUACGCAGCUUUGUGGCGUCGGCAAGUACGCAGCUGAUGCUUAUGCAAUAUUUUGUGCGGGUAGGGCGAGGGAGGUGGUACCUGAUGAUCACAAGUUAGUUGACUACUGGAACUAUGUCUGCUUUGAGUUGCCCAUGACGCAGAGCGUAGCCAUCGGCUCCUCCCCUGAUCAAAUUCUUGCACGAAGAGGCUGCCCGCGCCCCUCCUCUCGGAGUCCCCUGCUGUGCCACCGCCUGCCCGUUCCCACUCGGUGCAGAUGGAUUAGUCCAGUUCCAGUACAUGUUCAGUGAAGUGCAAGGGGAAGCAGAUGUGGAUGACGCUAUGCAGUCCUAGAUGGGAUAAUUUUGCAGUGUAACUGGGGUUGGUUUUGCAUGGUUCAUGUACCUUGGAUACUCUUGCUCCUUUAGAUUAGUGUUAAGCCUUGAGAUGAUAUUACCUGACAAGCACACUUGAUGGAUGCAGCGAGUUAUGUUUGCAGGUGCCGUCUGUUAGUUUUUUUUAAUGUAUACUAGUACAUAUGCCCGUGCGUUGCAACGGGAGAGUUUUUUUGCGAGAAGCAUCGGAAGAAAUAA
Molecule: messenger RNA, 3918 nt
Organism: Triticum aestivum (bread wheat)
Lineage: Eukaryota; Viridiplantae; Streptophyta; Magnoliopsida; Poales; Poaceae
Product: microtubule-associated protein futsch
Biological process (GO): base-excision repair
Cellular component (GO): nucleus
Molecular function (GO): catalytic activity; DNA binding
Source: RefSeq, a predicted model, not a curated record